Molecule: messenger RNA, 3859 nt
Organism: Falco peregrinus (peregrine falcon)
Lineage: Eukaryota; Metazoa; Chordata; Aves; Falconiformes; Falconidae
Gene: FKTN
Product: fukutin
Exons: 10
Coding region: 305-1690 (461 amino acids)
Cellular component (GO): Golgi membrane
Source: RefSeq, a predicted model, not a curated record
CGGCCCCGGUGGUGGUGGUGGGGGAAGCCGGCCGCGGCCCCGGGGAGGGAGCGGGGAGGGCCGGGCGAGGCGCAGCGUUGCGGGUUGCCGUCCCCAGGGCCCCCCCUAGCUGAGCCCCUGCUGCGGGCUCGUCGGGCUCCUGUAGGCCGCUGCGGCGCAGGGCUCGGGCCCGUGGCGGCUGCCGGUGCGGCCUACUCAGCGCCCCGUUCUCUUCUGCCGGCCCGCAGGAAGGAGCUGGGAAGCCGGGAAAGAUGAGCUGCGCCGCGCUGCUCCCAGGCGGUGAUCGAGAGCGCCCCGAAGACUAAUGCAGAAAAUCAAUAAGAACGUGGUCCUGGCGCUCCUUUCUCUGACCAGCCUCGUUUUCCUCCUAUUCCAGUUGUACUAUUACAAGUUCUACCUAUCGCAGAAGAAUGGAGCAGUUUUUUCCAAAGUCAGAGGAAGCCAGUCAGGCCAGGACAGCACUAGAUGGCACGUGGUUAGGAAGUUCCUAGGCUUAAUAGCCAGUCACAAUAUACCAGUGUAUUUGAUUGAUCCUUUGAUUCUGGGACUGGUUGAUAAAGACAUUGAACAGAUCAGAAGUUCUCCUGAUGGCCCUAAUCCAGAAUGCAAGUACUUUUGUGCUCCAAGAGACUUUACUACGUUUGCACUACUGGACAAAACAUGGAAACACGAAGUGGGUCUUUUUAGAACUGCUGAGAAAAUGGGGUUCCAAUGGCUAAAGAUUAUAAACAAGGACCCCCGCUUGGAUGGGAUGGAUGACCUGUCUGGGAUUGAAAUUCCGUUGCACUACAUAUUUAAACUGGCAUCUCAUGCUAUUCACCUGGUGGUGUUCUAUGAGAGGAGUGGUAAUUACCUCUGGCAUGGCCCUCUGAGACUCAGGCAACAUAUGGACAGAAAGUUUGUGCCUUUCCGGAAACUCCACUUUGGUCGCUACCCUGGAGCAUAUGAAAAGCCAGAACUUCUGCUUGUUUCCAUUGAUGACAUAAAAGUUCAAAUUCCAAAAAAUCCAUCCAGUUUUCUAGAGGAGAUGUCACACUCUAGAUUUCUUGAAUGUAGGUACAGAGAAGCUCGGGCUUUCUUUCAGCUGUAUCCUGAUGAUGCCUCCCUUGAUGCAGUGGAAUUCAGAAAAAAAGCAAAAUCCUUGCUCCAUCUGGCUGCCCUGACACUGAAUAACUUAGGGGUAAAGUUCUGGCUGAGCAGUGGAACAUGCCUUGGCUGGUACAGACAGUGCAAUGUCAUUCCUCACAGCAAAGAUGUGGAUUUGGGAGUCUUUAUAAGGGACUACAAAGCAGAUAUCAUUCCAGCCUUUCAGAAGGCAGGGUUACCACUGAAGCACAAAUUUGGCAAGGUAGAAGACAGCUUGGAACUCUCUUUCCAGGGAGAAGAUGAUGUGAAACUUGAUAUUUUUUUCUUCUAUGAAGAGGAUGACCACAUAUGGAAUGGAGGAACUCAGGCCAAAUCGGGCAAGAAAUUUAAGUAUCUCUUUCCAAAGUUUACUCUGUGUUGGACUGAAUUUGUUGAACUCAAGGUACAUGUGCCCUGUGAAACCCUUCAGUAUGUUGAAGCCAACUAUGGCCCAGACUGGAAGGUUCCUGUGAAGACGUGGGACUGGAAGAGCUCGCCAUCCAAUGUGCAAUACAAUGGUGUCUGGCCUGUCGAUGAAUGGGAUGAUGUCAUUCAAAUCUACUGACCACCUGACUGCUAAUAGGGCAUACCUGAUACCCUUGAAACUGUCGGUGUUUUUUUCACCUUCAUCAUGCAUUUUCCAGGUAGUUGAAGGAAAAGAUCAAAGGCAACUGAAGAGAAGGAAAUCUGAAAGGAAAGCUGCACAAAGAGAGUAGAGAAGAAAUGUUGCAUUAAACUUAUGGGCAGUUGACUGUUCAAAUGUAAAAGUGGCCAGCUGGCUUUGACUUUCCUAGGAUCAUGAAAGCCUUGGGACUGUUCACUUCUCAAGCUUAAGAGAGGGAUAGGAUGGAAAAAAUCCCAGAGAAGUUCCUCUUUUUUCAGAGGAGGUCCUGUGAAUAUUCAGCUUUUAAACACCUAUGAGUACCUCAAAUGUGUUUGAUUUGAGACUGAUACUUCCAUACGAUAUACAGCAGGUUGCUCUUGGCAGUGGAAUAUUUCUAUUACACAGGACCUGUAUGACUCACCUGCUUUACACGCAGGAAGUAGUGGGUAACGGUGUCAUACUAAGUGAAUCGAAGGAGCAGCUGUCCACACUGGACAUCUUCCAAUAACCGUUGGGUUUUUCGUGAACUAACCACUGCAUGCAAUUGUGACAGGGGAUGUUAUCUGUGGGUUGUUUUUUUUUCUUUUGUUUCUUUAUUAAGAACACAGAGGUAUAUGCUGCAGGGAUAUUUUUCCUAUGAAAAAAUAAACAUACUGGCUUUGAUGUCCCAGUUAGUGUGUUCUCCAUGUAAAAGUUUUGACUAGAUUUUAAAAAAUUAUAGCUAUCCUUGCUUUUUUACAGGUAGAUAGAAACGGGGAUAUUCAUAGUUUUCUGUUUAACAUGGGCUUGCAGAACAGAGAUCUCAGAGAAUUGCAGCUCUUUAAGUGUAAGCAGAAGUGUUUACAAAUACCAACUGUUCCAUCAAAUUUGCAGUAGCAUUAUUGCAAGUGAAGUGUUAGUGUAACAUUAGGCUUUGGACAGGAAAAAAGUGGAAGCCUGACAGCUCUCUCCUCCUUUUUCUGCUUGUGCGUUUGGUCAAUGAAUUAAGUAUUCUCCAUCAGUAUUUUGGAGGGGGAUAGUAGCUUUCAUACAAGUGUGCGUGUCCCAAGUUUGUUCCAGUCUUUUUGUGCAGGGAAGACAAGGGUACUAGAGCUGCUAGUGAAUUACAACUGUAAUAUAUGGUACAGACCCAGGAGUAUUUGUGAACCGGUGUCAAGGUACUGGAUUGAGCUUAUGUUUACUUGCAGCAAAGUGGUAUCCAUUCUUUCCUUGCUAAAGCAGAAAGGCUAUCUGGGGGUUGCAGCUUUUCCAACUUUCACUGGGUAAAGGUUGAGCCUGUGGUUUGUGUUCCGUUGAUCUGCAGUUUUUGGCCCUGUAUUCAAAUGUGUGAAGUUCUGGAGACAUGAAAUAGCUACUGCCAUGUGGCAGUUGUACUACUGUAUCAUUCCAGGUGCACACCGGGGCUUCCCUGCUAUUUUUGUCCUGGAGUGUGCUGCACGCUUUUUCCUGCCAAUCCUGUCAGUUCCAGUGGUGUCCUGCCACGGAAGCACUGGAGUAAAUUAUUUAGCUUCUGGCAACAACUUGUCAUGCUAGCUCUUCAAUUCAUAUGGUAACUUUGUUAGGUUUGCCUAUUUAGGAAGAGAGAGAUGUAAAGUCCUGCUAAUGCCAUUUACUUGGUAAACAUUACAUCAUACGAGAUAAUUUCUCAGGUAGAAUUUUUUGUAUUUUUUUCCUUAAAAUGAAAAAAGCCAGUGUCCUUAUGAUUUUUGUGUUCAGAACUCCAUUGUUGUGAGCUUCUUUGUUUAAUAAUAUACAAUAAGCGUGUAACUUUUUCAAAUGUGAUAGAUGUUUUAAGAGUGAAAGAAAAGAUUCUAUCAGAAAAUUAUAAUCCUGUCAAAUUUUUUACUUUGUAUUUGUAGAUGGGAAGACUAAUGGAAAAAAAUGCAUGUCCCUGAAAGGUAGGAUGUCUUAAAUCAUUCAUUAUACCUGUAAGUUAUUCUUCAGUUUAAAGUAUUUUCUCUUCAGAGCAUACAUGUGUGUGUUUAACACUGAUUAAAAGGAGCAUCUAAUUUGCAACUCAAGAUGUUUUUUCAUCCUUUGUUUUGUCAUCUUCAGUAGCAUUGAACACACUUCAUUGUAGUUACCAUGCCAUAACGCAGAGAAUAAAAUUGUGAACUGUUACACUGCUUA